This is a messenger RNA of Cheilinus undulatus (humphead wrasse), 6759 nucleotides long. It is a transcript of the gene rasgrf1, whose product is annotated as Ras protein specific guanine nucleotide releasing factor 1. Gene Ontology annotation, cellular component: plasma membrane. Gene Ontology annotation, molecular function: guanyl-nucleotide exchange factor activity; protein binding. The transcript is spliced from 27 exons. NCBI's taxonomy places the organism in Eukaryota, Metazoa, Chordata, Actinopteri, Labriformes, Labridae. Gene Ontology annotation, biological process: Ras protein signal transduction; positive regulation of GTPase activity. The record is from RefSeq and is a predicted model, not a curated record. Bases 404 to 4174 code for a protein of 1256 amino acids.
GCUGGUUUCUGGAGAUUUCAAGUGAGAAAGGGACAAGCCUCGAACCCCUUCCCCUCUCAUCUUGCGUUGUUUAGAUUGUUUUUUUUCCUCCUUUGUUUUUUUUCUUUUAACCUUCCCUUUCCGCUCUUGUUUUUUUAUUACGCACAAUCGGAAGAUGUCGCCCAUAAAAGCGCUCGGAGUAUGACAAAAGAUUUAAGGAUGCUGGACUUGUGCUGCUCGUUUUGUUCCUCUCUUUUUACCUAAAUGCCAACACGGUGAAUGCGUCGGGCAGAGUGGACGAGCCUGCAGCCAGUGGUCCGCAUUCUGAACAUCUCGUCUUUCUUGAUUUGAUUUUUCUCUGGAGCGCCUUUAACAAGGAUGUAACAAGCGAUCCACCUUGCGCAGCUGAAGUCUCCUCAUCAAAAUGCAGAAGGGAAUACGACUUAAUGAUGGUCAUGUCACCUACCUAGGGCUUUUGGCGAAAAAGGAUGGUACAAGACGAGGAUGCUUGAGCAAAAAGAGCUCAGACAACACAAAAUGGCACACAAAGUGGUUCGCUUUGUUACAGAAUAUGCUCUUUUAUUUUGAGAACGAAUCCAGCUCUCGACCCGCGGGAUUAUACCUGUUGGAGGGAUGCAUAUGCGACAGAGCGCCUUCACCGAAACCUUCACUGUCAGCCAAGGAGUGUUUGGAAAAGCAGUACUAUUUCACUGUCAGCUUUACCCAUGAAAACCAAAAGGCACUGGAGUUACGCACCGAGGAUGUAAAGGACUGCGAUGAAUGGGUGGCUGCAAUAUCACAUGCCAGUUACAGAAACUUGGCCACCGAGCAUGAGACUCUCAUGCAAAAGUAUCUUCAUCUACUUCAGAUUGUGGAGACAGAGAAAACAGUUGCUAAGCAACUUCGACAACAGAUAGAAGAUGGGGAAAUAGAGAUUGAAAGGCUCAAAUCAGAGAUUGCUGGGCUACUCAAAGACAAUGAGAAGAUUCAUGCAAGUCCUGCGGCCGCUCCAUCUGAUGAUGACUCUGAAAUCAAGAAAAUCAAAAAAGUCCAGAGCUUCCUGCGAGGCUGGAUCUGCAGGAGGAAGUGGAAGACAAUCAUCCAGGAUUACAUCCGUUCACCACAUGCAGAGAGCAUGAGGAAGAGGAACCAGGUGGUGUUCAGCAUGUUGGAUUCCGAGGCUGAGUAUGUGCAGCAGCUUCAUAUAUUAGUGAACAACUUCCUGAGGCCGCUCCGCAUGGCAGCCAGCUCCAAGAAACCACCCAUCACCCAUGAUGACGUCAGCAGCAUAUUCCUCAACAGUGAAACUAUUAUGUUCCUACAUCAGAUAUUUUACCAGGGUCUCAAAGCCAGAAUAGCCAGCUGGCCAACAUUAGUGCUUGCCGACCUCUUCGACAUCCUUCUUCCCAUGCUGAAUAUCUACCAGGAGUUUGUGAGGAACCAUCAGUACAGCUUGCAGAUCCUGGCCCACUGCAAGCAGAACCGAGACUUUGACAAGCUGCUGAAGCAGUAUGAGGCCAAGCCUGACUGUGAGGAGAGGACUCUGGAGACCUUCCUCACCUACCCCAUGUUCCAGAUUCCUCGCUACAUCCUCACACUCCAUGAACUCUUGGCCCACACACCUCAUGAACAUAUCGAAAGAAACAGUCUGGACUAUGCCAAAUCCAAGCUAGAGGAGCUCUCCAGAAUUAUGCACGAUGAAGUGAGUGAGACUGAAAACAUACGGAAGAACCUGGCAAUAGAGCGCAUGAUCGUGGAGGGCUGUGAAAUCCUCCUGGACACCAGCCAGACUUUUGUGAGACAAGGGUCUCUCAUCCAAGUGCCGAUGAGUGAGAAGGGAAAGAUCACCCGUGGGCGACUGGGCUCUCUGUCCCUGAAGAAGGAAGGGGAAAGGCAGUGCUUUCUCUUCUCCAAGCACUUAAUCAUCUGUACCAGAGGUUCUGGGGGAAAGCUUCAUCUCACCAAGAAUGGAGUCGUCUCUCUCAUAGACUGUACUCUCAUGGAGGACCCUGAGGGAACAGAUGAUGAGUCUAAAUCAGACAAAAGCGGUCAGGAUAUGGAGCACCUGGACUUCAAGAUUGUGGUUGAGCCAAAGGACAGCCAGUCAUUCACAGUCAUCCUGGUUGCCUCCUCGAGGCAAGAGAAGUCUGCAUGGACCAGUGACAUCAGCCAGUGCAUAGACAACAUCCGCUGCAAUGGGCUGAUGAUGAACGCCUUUGAGGACAACUCCAAAGUCACAGUGCCACAAAUGAUCAAGUCUGAUUCAAGUUUGUACUGUGAUGACGUGGACAUCCGCUUCAGUAAAAUGAUGAACUCCUGCAAGGUGCUGCAGAUCCGCUAUGCCAGUGUGGAGCGCCUGCUGGAAAGGCUGACUGACCUUCGUUUUCUCUCCAUCGACUUCCUCAACACCUUCCUGCACUCCUAUCGUGUCUUCACCACUGCCGAUGUGGUUCUAGACAAACUCAUCACCAUCUACAAGAAGCCCAUCAGUGCCAUUCCUGCACGGUCCCUGGAGUUAUUCUUUGCGAGCAGUCAGAACAGUAAACUGCUUUAUGGAGAGCCUCCAAGUUCCCCCAGGGCCAGCAGGAAGUUCUCCUCCCCUCCUCCUCUUGCGAUCGCUAAGAAUUCAUCCCCAAACCGUCGGCGAAAGCUCUCCCUCAACAUCCCCAUCAUCACUGGGGGCAAAGCUCUUGACCUGGCUGCCCUCAGCUGCUCCUCAAACGGCUAUGCAAGCAUGUACUCAUCCAUGUCCCCAUUCAGCAAGACCACCUUGGAUAUCAACAAACUGUAUGUGUCCAGCCCGAUCACCAGCAAAAUCCCUGAUGAGGGCGAGGACAAGAAGGACAAGACAGAGGAGACAUCAAUGUGCAAACAAGAUCUUUCUGUACGAGAAGAAAGUGACAAUGAUCAAAAUCAGAGUGAUGAGGGGGAAGCAGAGGCUUCACCAACCAAGUCACCAACGACCCCAAAGAACAUCAAAUGCAAAAACUCCUCAGAGUUCUCUUUGUUUUCCUACAACAAUGGCAUGGUGAUGUCCUCAUGUCGAGAGCUGGACAACAACCGCAGUGCCCUCUCUGCUGCCUCUGCAUUUGCUAUUGCUACAGCUGGAGCCAAUGAGGGAACACCUACCAAGGAAAAAUAUCGGCGGAUGUCCCUUGCCAGUACUGGCUUCCCAACAGAUCAGAGAAAUGGGGACAAGGAGUUUGUGAUCAGACGAGCCGCGACCAACAGAGUCCUAAAUGUUCUGAGGCACUGGGUGUCCAAACACUCUCCGGACUUUGAAAGCAACAAUGAGCUAAAAACAAAAGUUAUUGCCUUCCUGGAUGAAGUAAUGCACGACCCUGAGCUGCUGACACAGGAGAGGAAAGCAGCCGCAAACAUCAUCAGGACCCUUACUCAGGAAGACCACGGUGACAACCAGAUAUCCCUGGAAGAUGUGACACUUCUGGUGGGAGGAGGGAGGGCUGAACCCUUUGAGAGUCACUCUGCAUUAGAGAUUGCAGAACAGCUCACUCUUUUGGACCACCUGGUGUUUAAGGUCAUCCCAUAUGAGGAAUUCUUUGGGCAAGGCUGGAUGAAGAAUGACAAAAAUGAGAAGACGCCAUACAUCAUGAGAACGACAAAGCACUUCAAUGAUAUAAGCAACCUGAUUGCCACAGAGAUCCUGCGCUGUGAGGAUGUGGUCACUCGUGUAUCGGUUAUAGAGAAAUGGGUUGCUGUAGCCGACAUCUGUCGCUGUCUCCACAACUACAACGCUGUGCUUGAGAUCACCUCCUCCCUCAACCGCAGCUCUGUCUUUCGCCUCAAGAAGACCUGGCUCAAAGUUUCAAAGCAGACAAAAGCACUGAUUGACAAACUGCAGAAGCUGGUGUCAUCCGAAGGCAGGUUCAAAAACCUGAGAGAGGCUUUGAAGAAUUGUGAUCCACCCUGCGUGCCCUAUCUAGGGAUGUACCUCACUGACUUGGCUUUCAUCGAGGAGGGAACACCAAACUACACGGAAGACAACUUGGUCAACUUCUCCAAGAUGAGAAUGAUUUCUCACAUCAUCAGAGAGAUCAGACAGUUUCAGCAAACAGCAUACAAGAUUGACAUGCAACCAAAGGUAGCCCAGUAUUUACUGGAUAUGAGCUCUGUUCUGGAUGAAGAAAGCAUGUACGAAUCCUCACUCAGAAUUGAGCCCAAAGUGCCCAACUAAUAUUGAAGUUGGACCACCACAUUAUUUUCCCUGCUAAUACUUCACAUGAGUUGACCAACACAUCCAUUUGUAUAGUUGUACAUGUUUAAUAUUUACUCUUCUGUACAGUAGAUGUUUGAGGUUGUUUGAAACCACAAAACCUUACAGUAGAUUUUUUUUCUUACUGCCGCAAUGGCGCAACCUGCUUGAGUUUAAUUUUCUCUUUGUGUUUUACAGCAUAAUAACAGAGGUCACUAAAUGAACACAACAAUGUUGUCUCUGUGACCAAUGACAUUAUUUUGCAUCAUCUCAUACUGUGUCAACUUUGCACUUUCUGAGCAUUUGUGCUGCCAGCUGUCAUUCUCUUUGCUUGAGUUUUAUUGAUGACUGAGUUUCUCUGCAACCAAUGUAGCACUGUAAAAAUGUAACUGCAUCAAAUCAGGUAAAAGAGCACAGAGAAUUUAACUCCAUUAAAAGACAAGGAACGAUAAUGGGUGGAGAUAAUGACAGCAAGGUUUCUGAAGCAUAGCUGUCAGUGAGCUUCCUAGACCAAAAAAAAAGGCAUUUCUGUCUUCAUUUCAUCUCAAAACUCUAAUGUCAGGGGUUCAUAGCUGACUUUUACACCACAAACCAUUUUUAUACGGUCAAUUGUGUUGUAUAAUACCCUUAUUUAAAAACAUACAGCUAGCACAAGCAUGCUAAAAUUUUCAAAAAGGAAAUGUAAAAAAUGUUGAGUUUACCAUUUCGGCAAUCUUUGUUAAUCGAAGAUCUAACUAAAAAAUAGUGCUUGAUAAGAAGCAAGCAAUCAUCUGAUAUUAUAAUAAAAUCAACCUAAGGGGGAGAUAAAUGCCUAACCCAUUGGUCUUGACAGCCAUUCAACAGCUGGAAGGACAUUUCAGUGAAAAAACCAUUAAUGCAAAGCUUAAGGUGGCACCAGAGGGAAAAAAAGGAGGGGUCAGCAAAGUUAGGGUUAGGGUUAACCCUCUAGGAACCAAAUUUCAGUAAAGUCCAUCGAGUAUUUGCAAUAUUUCAGUCCAGAUCCUAUAAGUAAUUCUCGUUAACCAGCAGACUGGAAUCACAUUCACCCAAGCUAUACUGCAAGCAUGGCUAAAAUCAGUAUCUUUUUACUGAGAGCAUGACACACAUAGUAAUAAUGCAGAUUUUAAAAAUCACUUCACAGCUAUUCUAGAUAUAAUGCAGAGUUAUUCAGUUUUUCUUUGCCAGCAGCAAACAAAACUUUGAAAAGUAACAUACAAUGAUGGUCUGGAACCUCUGCACUGAAAUACACAUCUUCAUUAACCUGAGAAUGAUUUUCUGUAAAGCAACACACUUUUUAGUCUUAAACAGUUCAUUUAUAUUCACCAAUUCAUAACAGAUGUUAUCUUUAAGACAUGUAACGAAAAGAACAGAUCUAGACCACAGUCUUUGCUGAAUGUCUUUUUUCUUAUCUUAUCACAUGUGGAGCCCAAACCCACCUUAGACAUACAGUAAGUUACGUUUCUCUUUAGAUUUUGGUUUGUUCAAUACUUGCAUAAAAGUACGAUUUCUCUGAAAGACUGCUAAGAUUUGAGGUGUUAGAAAUCUCACCUUAUCGUUACAAUUAAAAUUACAGCACAACGAGAUCUCCUAAUGCUCAAAUUUCUUGGUUUUGGUUCACCUUAUGAGAAAAGUGGAAAAUGUUGUAUCUUCAGGUUUGGCGAUACUUCUGUAGAGUAAAAGGUUGUUGCUCUUCUGUAAUUAAAUGACAAUCUGUCCUUUUUGCUGUUCCAGUGAUUGUGGAACGUGACUGUAUAUCACUCUGUUAUAUGCAUUGCUGUUUAAAUUAUGAUCAAAAUGUAUGUGAAUGACCUCUGCCUGCAGCAUUCAAACACUAUUUUUGUAGUAGUAUAAGAGAGUAACCUGCUCUUUCUAUGUACAUGGGAAAGUAUUUUGUACUUUGUUGUUAAUUCACCUCACUGAGAUGUGCUGUACAUUUUGUACAUGCAGCCCUGCAUAUUUCUCAAUGUGGAACCGUGUACUCCUUUUAAAAAAACAAACAAAAAAGUUGUAGCUCAAGCUUAAACAAAAAACGCUACAAUAGUGUGGUCCUGAAAUCAUGACUUGGAGGUAGGAGACAACUUUAAAGUGUUUUGCAUUUAUACUGUAAUCCUGUCUAUAACCAUUUCUGUUAGCAGGAAUAUAGUAAUGUAGUGCUUAUUCUGUGAAUAUUUGUAUGUAUUUUUACUAUGUAUGUACAGUACACUUUUGAAGCUCAUAUGGCAGGCAUGCAACACCUUCACAGACAGAAUAUUACUAUAUACUUAUACUGUAUACACUUAUACAUGCACAUACUCUUAUAAGAUAUAUAAACAAAUAAACAUUUUGCUGUUAGCAAUACCCAGUGGUAUGAAAAUUAUCUUUCAACCCUCAUGUUUCCACACCUCAAGAAAUAUUAUCACUUUUGUAAGAAAAAAAUUAAAAGACAACUAAAGAAAAGAUAUGAUGAUGAUAAUGAAUAAACAAAAAAUAUUGUUUCCCAGUUACCUCUUGCUAAUAAAUCCAUUUUAUAUCAGGGGCCUUUUGUCUCAAGUGUUUUUGUAAAUCAUCUAUCGCUUUAAAGGGCUGAA